Molecule: messenger RNA, 1323 nt
Organism: Lottia gigantea (owl limpet)
Lineage: Eukaryota; Metazoa; Mollusca; Gastropoda; Lottiidae
Exons: 1
Coding region: 1-1323 (440 amino acids)
Molecular function (GO): ATP binding; metal ion binding
Source: RefSeq, a predicted model, not a curated record
AUGGAGAAAAAAGAAGUUUUGUUUAUACUGAGAAGAAAAGAUCAAACUAAAGCUUACAGGGAGCUUCUGGGAACGGAGAAAUAUAAUUUUCAUCAUCUGGACCAGGAAGGACAGACUUUACCAUCAUUGUUCCUAUCGAUAGACGUACAGGACGGGUUUCAAUUUGAUAUUGUAGGCUAUAUAGAGAUAGCAGUACAAUAUGUCAAGGACAAUAACAUUCAGCAGGUGCUUGCUGCCACUGAUUUAGGUGAUCUUGUUGCUGGAAUCGUUCGAGAAAAAACAGGUCUACCAGGAUGUAAGAUAGAGUCCAGUUUUAUUUGUUACCACAAAUAUUACACCAAAAUAUUCUCCAAGUUAGAUUUUAAAUUCUGGUAUUUUGCUGCUGAUCUUGAUAAUGACGAUUGGAAAGUAAAAAUAAAAUAUCCUGCUUACGUCAAGCCACCAUAUUUUGCUGGUGGUUACGGACAAUUUGUGGUAAGAAACGAGAACGAGAUGAUUCAAGCUAUUUCUAAAAUUAAAAAAUCUUCAAAUCCAAUCCAGGAUAUGUUCAAAUCGAUGUUUCUCAAACAUCUAGAUAUUAAGAAGUUUCCUCUUAGUAUAAAAAAUAUUGUGCUAGUCGAAGAAUUGGUGGAAGAUAGCAAAAUGAUGGUAACAGAGGGGUGGGUAGACCAAGAUGGUGCCUUUCAUCUAUGGGGACACUUUGACGGUUUGAGUUUUUCUAAACCAGUUCCUUGUGAUUUUCUGCGUUAUACUCCGUCAACCACUCCCUCAGACGUUCUGGACGAUAUUGAAAAAUUGGUUCAAAAAUUUUGCUCAAAUUUAAAUCUUCGAUCUGUGUUUUUUAAUGUCGAUCUUUGGGUGACAACUGACCCAGAAACAGGGAAAGUCGCCAUCGAACUUAUCGAGAUCAACAAAAGAAUAUCUCAAGGCCUAUUUUACUUGUAUGAUUUUAUGAAUGUAAACAGCAACUUUGAAGCCGCAUUUCUGGUAUCUCUAAGGGAGUCCGAUCAUAUCCAGCGUCCGAUUAUAACAUCUCAACACAGUACUAGUGGAUUUUUUCUUAUCAAAACGUGUAUUUCCGGUCCAGCGACAGACAUCUUUGAUUUUUCCCAGAUUCCCCUUCUGAAAAAAGAACACGGAGGAAAGUUUUCUGUGUAUUUGUAUAUUGAUGAAGGAGAUUACGUGAAACAGGAUUAUAAUAAAUAUGGUAGGACAAUUUGUCGCUGUCAUCUGGUAGCUGAAUCUUGUGAGGAGUUGAAACAACAAGCGUAUAAAAUAACCAAUCAGUUGUUAAAACAGAUAUCUGAUCAUCGUCAAAUUUAG